This is a messenger RNA of Hevea brasiliensis (rubber tree), 978 nucleotides long. RefSeq lists its product as uncharacterized. The transcript is spliced from 2 exons. Bases 272 to 739 code for a protein of 155 amino acids. The record is from RefSeq and is a predicted model, not a curated record. Lineage: Eukaryota; Viridiplantae; Streptophyta; Magnoliopsida; Malpighiales; Euphorbiaceae.
AGACACUUUCCCAUCGUUAGCCUCUCGCAUACUUCUUCACUGCCGCUUUCCCACCGCCGAUUUUCUCUCUUCUCCAUAUCUGCGAGCUUGCUUCCAUGGUUUCUAUUACUAUUGCAAUCAACUCCUAAUCAACUUAUCCUCUCCCAAAUCAAACCCUAGCUCCUAUUAUCAAUUUCAAAUUAAAGGUUGAAGUAAUCUCCCUUGACAACAAACUUGAUUAAAGAAUUAGCAUAGAUAAUUCUGAUUGACCAUUUGGAUAAUAGCAUCUCUAAUGGCACAAUCUGUAAGUUUGAUUCAUACAAGCCCCCUCAAAUUGGGCUUCAUUCCUCAAAGAAGAGUUUCACAUGGGAAAUAUGGAAUGCUUGUUUCCAGAGCAUCACCUAGGAUUCUCAGUAUCCAAGCUGUACAGGAGAAUGGGGGGCCGCGAAGAUUAGUUGACAUUAUUAGAAUUGUGCCUGAGCUCUCCAGGAACUACUUUCGAAGUCCUUCAAGGAGGGCACUUUUUGGUGGAAUAUCCUUGUUGGGUGGAUUUUAUGUGGCCCAAACCAUCUCUCUGUCAUUUGGAGCUUUAGGAGUAAACGAUGUCAUUGCUGCAGUGAUAUGUGUUCUUCUGACAGAGUAUGUGACAAGGUUUUAUUACAGCCGGCCAAAGGUAACCUUCCCCAUUGCCCUUCUCAACAAUUUCAAGAUGGGCUUCACUUAUGGCCUCUUUAUUGACGCAUUCAAGCUGGCUAGUUAAUUGUAUCAUUGGAAGCUCUGAGUUUUGGGUUUUCCCACAUUCUGUUUGUUGGAGCCUGGAGGUGUUUUCGUUCUGUAAAGUUCUUUUAUUUCAUGCUUCUUUCAGUUAUGAAAGAUGUAUUUUUAUCUUUCUACUAGUUUUUCUCAUGUUCUUUGACUUUCAGUUUUGAGGAACAUAUCCUUUGAUUUCGCAAAUAUAUAAAACUUUGAUUUCGCAAAUAUAUAAAACUUAAUAUCUAA